Molecule: messenger RNA, 1200 nt
Organism: Alternaria ethzedia
Lineage: Eukaryota; Fungi; Ascomycota; Dothideomycetes; Pleosporales; Pleosporaceae
Exons: 4
Coding region: 1-1200 (399 amino acids)
Source: RefSeq, a predicted model, not a curated record
AUGGACGCAGGUACACAAGAAUGGCCGGACCAACGCUUGAAGAUCCUCAUCCCAGUUUGGACCUUAACGGUGAUUAGUACCGCUUUCUUGGUAUGGAGAGUCGUGUACGGACUGCGAUCACGCAAAUUCAUUGCCUGUGAUUACCUGUUGAUCAUAGCCACUGCUCUCAACAUCACAGCGACAUCACUGAACCAGGUCGUCGUCAACAAUGGCCUCGGGCGCCACAUCAUGGACCCGACGGUCUUUCCGAAUCUCAGAGCAUACAGCUAUCACCUUUGGAUCACACAGAUCGUCAACAUCAUUGCCGUCGCCUUUCUGAAAUGGUCCAUUUGCGCUUGGCUGCUUGUCUUGAACUUCUCCAGAUUGUACCAAGUUAUUGUUUGGCUCUCGAUCUUGAUGGUCACCGCGUUCAACUUCCUUGCACCAGUCCUGACGCUAUUCGGAUGCACACCCCUGGAACGGAACUGGAACUUCGGGUUUACCGGGGAGAGCCAUUGCUGGGCAAAGGGCACACUCGCACUAUCCUAUACCCAGGGUAUCAGCAACAUCAUCACCGACGUAGUGUAUAUGGCUGCGCCUCUGAUCUACCUUUCGCGCGUCCAGUUGAACAGUCGAACUCAACUGGGUAUCAGGAUCGUUUUCCUGCUGAGUAUCCCUGCCACGAUAUGCUCAAUCUUCAAGACUAUCGAACUCAAGGCCAUCACCAAGACGCAAGAUCCAACGUGGGACGGCGUAAACCUCACCAUCUGGUCCAGCUCCGAACUUUCUAUCGGCAUCCUCAUCGCAUCCCUCCCUCCGCUCCGCAAAGCAUUCGAUCACCUUUUCAAGAAGUUUAUGCCAUCGACAUUGACAGGCUCGGGCAAAACGCCACACUACGGCUACGGGAACUCUAGCGUCGCACAAGGAAACAGCAUCCACAUGAAGAACUUCCAAGGCAGCAAAGCCUAUCACUCUAGGCUACCCGGCGAAAGCAUCCUUGAUGGCGACGACGAAAGCGAUCGGGCCAUCCUUGAUGACGAUCAAAAAGGCUCUGGUAUCAUGAAGAGUACAGACGUACAAGUCACUGUGACCAAUGAUGUCGGAGAGGCAGGGAGUAGUUCCAACUCCAAGAGCGGCGGGAGCCCCAAGAUGUAUAACCAUGAAAUCGACUGGGCAAGUCCACACUUGGAGAAUGGGGAAGGACCGCGCCGGUCUCGGUAA